AUGCAAAUACUCCUCUUUGCCCUCCUGCUCCUCGCCCUCCUGCUCCUCGCCCAGUUGGGCGUGGGUGUAAGCACGAUGAGCACCCUCUCCGAGCGCAAACUGUCGCACAUCAUCUGCCGCGACACCCCCGGCUACGACCACGCCAACAAGGGCAGGAUCGAGAAGGGGAUCAGCUACCUGCGGGGCCACGACCCUCCCCAGGCGACCCUCUGCCACCAGCCGGGCGGCGGGUGCUGCUCCCGCCUGAGCUGUGACACGGACGCCGCAAUCUACGCGUGCAACGACGACGAGGCCGCGGACAAGGUCGUCAGCCUGUCGGACGUCGCCGACCUGGCGCAGGCCGUGCUCGACGACGACGACUGCGUGUGGAAGCCGUCUACUGGCCACGUCGUGCUGGGUCAGGCAUUUGACGACGGUGGGUGGAAUGUGAUUGUGGGCAUCAAGGAUGGGGACAGCUGCUGA
Messenger RNA from Diaporthe citri, 462 nucleotides. RefSeq lists its product as uncharacterized. Lineage: Eukaryota; Fungi; Ascomycota; Sordariomycetes; Diaporthales; Diaporthaceae. The coding region runs from base 1 to 462 and encodes 153 amino acids. The transcript has 2 exons. The record is from RefSeq and is a predicted model, not a curated record.